CGCGCUAUUUCUCUGCUCUUCUGCUAUCGCAUCUGCCCCAAAUCGAACACGCAGGCCAGUGAUAGAUUUAACAUCAAUUCCCAACUUGAGCACCUUCAGGCUAAAUAUGUGGGAACUGGGCACGCUGACUUAAAUAGAUUUGAAUGGGCCGUGAACAUUCAGCGUGAUAGCUAUGCAUCAUAUGUUGGUCACUACCCCGCUCUGACUUACUUUGCUAUAGCAGAAAAUGAAUCCAUCGGAAGGGAACGCUACAAUUUUAUGCAGAAGAUGCUAUUACCUUGUGGCCUUCCUCCAGAAAGGGAAGACGAUUGAGAUUUUAUUAGUUUGUAAUCAGAGAUUGUACCUUUGAUUUGCUAAUUCUGUUACGAAUUGGCUAAUGGGAAGUGAUUAAGAAUCAGUUUCCAAACCCAGUCGCUAUCAUCCUUUAUUUCAAGAAAAAUAUGUCCACUCUAGUCAUAGUCUGGAGAAUGCUCCCAUCUUUACAUGUGUAGUUCUGUUUAACCUUGAAUUGAUUGUUUUAUUUUUUGAGAAGACCAUGAAUUUAAUUUGAUAGCAAUGGAUGCUGGAUUUGGUUCAGUUAGUUUCACAAUUUCAGGAAUUAAUUGUAACAGGACUGUAACGAAAUUAUGUGAUACGUCCUGUGUUAAUUAAUACGAGUGGGCUCCUUUUUUUUAUUUGGUCCUUGAUAAUGAGAAAUUUCCAUGUUCAGUAUGGUAUUGAA
This is a messenger RNA of Cucurbita maxima (winter squash), 721 nucleotides long. RefSeq lists its product as uncharacterized. Lineage: Eukaryota; Viridiplantae; Streptophyta; Magnoliopsida; Cucurbitales; Cucurbitaceae. The record is from RefSeq and is a predicted model, not a curated record. Gene Ontology annotation, biological process: mRNA splicing, via spliceosome. Gene Ontology annotation, cellular component: U2 snRNP; precatalytic spliceosome. The annotation marks the transcript as partial. The transcript has 4 exons.